AUGGGGUCUUUUGAGGACAAAAUCGACGGCGCUGUGCGGAACAGCGACAUCCCAGGUGUCAUGCUAUAUGCUCAAGAUACAUCUGGCAACUUUCAAUAUUCACACAUUUUCGGCCACGACUUGAAUACCAAGAAGUCUCUCGCAGCCGACAACAUCCUCACACUAGCAUCCGUCACGAAGCUAUUCACAACCAUUGCCGCUCUGCAGCUGGUAGAACGUGGCAUCCUCUCCCUUGAUCAAGAUGUAUCAAAGCACGUCCCAGAGUUGGCAGAAAAGCCCGUGUUGACGGGUUUCACGGAGUCCGGGUCCCCCAUUGAAGUCCAACGCAAGAAUCCAAUCACCCUCCGCCACCUCCUGACCCACAGCGCUGGGAAUAGUUACGACUUUCUCAGUGAUGGGACACGAGAGUGGCAAUCUUUUCACAAGAUCAAACCUGUUCGCGGCUCCACUGUUGAAGAGCGCUUCUGUUACCCGUUGGACUACGAACCAGGAGAGGGCUGGGCCUACAGCUCCAGCUUAGACUGGACAGGCAAACUCAUCGAGAACGUGACUGGGAAAUCUCUGGAACAGUACAUGCGCGAGAAAAUUUGGGAUCCAAUCGGUGCCGUUAGCUUCACCUUUGACAUUGAGACUAUAAGGCCCAAGUUAUGGGGGAUGAAUACCCGCGACAAAAACACGGGAAAGAUCAUCCUUCACCGCGGUCGAAGCUUGAAUCAGGGGGUCACAGACUGUUUAGGCGGUCAGGGGUCGUAUGGUUCGGCGUCAGACGUUAUGCGGGUGUUACAGUCUCUGUUGGUCGAUGAUGGGAAGCUGCUGAGACCGAGUACGACUGCAGAAAUGUUUAAACCUCAGCUUUCUGCUGAGGCAAAGAAGGGCCUUUUAGCAGCAAUGGAGGAGCCUGAGUGGGCUGUUGGUCAUUUCCCUAUUACUCGUGAGUAUGAUUGGGGUCUUGGGGGACUGCUUGUUGACGGGCAUAAUCACCCGAACCGGCAGAACGGAACGCUGAUGUGGAGCGGGGCCUCCAAUGUUUUUUGGUGGAUUGACAGGCAAACUGGGUUGUGUGGCUUCUUUGCAACGCAACUGCUGCCAGCAGCGGAGGAGGGAGUACGGCCGUACAUCAAAGCUUUCGAGGACGAGAUGUAUGCAAGAGUCAGAGGACCCAAGGCACGUGCUGUUCUCUGA
Messenger RNA from Colletotrichum graminicola M1.001, 1182 nucleotides. RefSeq names its product beta-lactamase. The transcript has 3 exons. The coding region runs from base 1 to 1182 and encodes 393 amino acids. Lineage: Eukaryota; Fungi; Ascomycota; Sordariomycetes; Glomerellales; Glomerellaceae. The record is from RefSeq and is a predicted model, not a curated record.